Salvia miltiorrhiza (redroot sage) is the source of this 902-nucleotide messenger RNA. Its product is annotated as (-)-5-epieremophilene synthase STPS3-like. Gene Ontology annotation, molecular function: terpene synthase activity; magnesium ion binding. The transcript has 3 exons. Bases 155 to 733 code for a protein of 192 amino acids. NCBI's taxonomy places the organism in Eukaryota, Viridiplantae, Streptophyta, Magnoliopsida, Lamiales, Lamiaceae. The record is from RefSeq and is a predicted model, not a curated record.
GGGCGAGGCAACGUUCUUUGGGGAAGGAUGGAACAGCCAGCUCCCAGCCCUAUUGAACUGAUUUUAAGUCCUCAUCUUUGGACCUGUGCUGUUUGUUGCUGGAUAAUUGGCCAUUCCACCGGUUAGAUCAUCAUAUUAAAUAUUUAGUAAAUGGAUGGAUGUGGAAGGGAAAUUCCAAGAGAGCAUUAAGAGCCACCCAAAGAGCAUGCUGAGUUUGUAUGAAGCUUCAUAUCUGAGAACACACGGAGAAACCAUAUUAGACGACGCGCUUGCUUUUACUACGGCCACUCUGAAAUCCAUGGUGCCAAACCUCGGAUCGCCCCUCAAGAAACAAGUUGUUCAUGCCCUCGUGCAGCCCUUGCAUUUGGGACUUCCUCGAGUUGAAGUGCGCAGUUUCAUCUCCAUCUAUGAAGAGGAAGACCACAAAAAUGAAACCUUACUCAAAUUCACCAAAUUAGACUAUAACCUAUUGCAAAUGAUACACAAAGAGGAGCUCCGGCAAGUCUCAAGGUGGUGGAAAGAAUUAGGUCUUAUGUCGAAAUAUCCUUACGCAAGAGAUAGAUUGGUGGAAUGCUUCUUUUGGGCUGUGGGAGUGUAUCAUGAGCCACAAUAUUCUCUUGCUCGUAUCAUGCUUACUAAGACCAUUGCUAUGACAUCUGUAAUAGACGACACAUAUGAUGCUCAUGCCACAAUCGAGGAACUCGAUGUUUUCACAGAGGCGAUAUUUUUUUAAGUAAGGAAACACGUGGUUGUAGAUUAAUUAUUACUAUUAGAUGUUGAAGCCAUUGUGAUAUUUUUUUCAUUCAACUGUAUUUGUGGUAAUUGUUCCAAAAUGGAGACAAGUGAUCUUAUUUUCAACUUGAGUUUAUAGAUAUAUAUAAAAAUUCCUUUUAUUUGGAUUA